Messenger RNA from Lichtheimia ornata, 2100 nucleotides. RefSeq lists its product as uncharacterized. Lineage: Eukaryota; Fungi; Mucoromycota; Mucoromycetes; Mucorales; Lichtheimiaceae. Gene Ontology annotation, cellular component: cytoplasm. The record is from RefSeq and is a predicted model, not a curated record. The transcript is spliced from 15 exons. The coding region runs from base 1 to 2100 and encodes 699 amino acids.
AUGCAGCAACAGCAGCAACAGCAACAACCUUCACCUUCGACUGAUUCAACAAACGAGGUCGACGAUUCGCUCAUUGCUGCUUUACUCGUCGUUGGCUUUCAUCAUGCCUAUGGUCCAAUUGUGGAAUUCUGCGUACCGCCUUUACCGCAAUACAAUCAUGAGGGAAGCAGCCAGCAGGAUUCACUUCAAAAGCUUGAAUUGCCAGAGGAAUGGAGCUUUUUGCCUUUCCUUGCGUUACCUGACGGGGCACACCAAAAGGACGAGGAUUUUGCCUAUUUCCAUUUACCACCUGUUCCCGGAUGGCCUGUUGCUUCGUCAACGUUGUUUGGUAUUUCAUGCAAUCGACAAAUAGCCACCAAAGAUUUACAAGUCAAGACCCCGGAUAUGACCCGAUCAAUUGUUCAAAAGGCAGUGGUUGUAUUGGCACGUCAGCCUAUUUUUGGCCCAUUACGACAAAAGUUGGCAGUCAUUACAUCGGCAUGGUUUAAUCAACGAGAUUUUACGCAACUUGGGAUCUUACACAACCUGUACAACAACUUGAAAAUGACAUACCGUGGACGGAUAGAUGAUUCUACGUUAUACAUGGGGACAUCGUUACGAGAACUGGUUCACAAGUUUAAAAGCAAGACACUCGUAUUACUGAAAUUGUUACUGCUGGAAAAGAGGAUGCUCUUUUAUGGCUACCCGGUGGAAUGCUUGUGCACGUUUGAAUAUUCUUUGAUAUCAUUAGUACCUGGGUUGUUAAGGUCAUUGCAGGAUUCAGGGGAACCCGAUCUUGAUACCACAUCACAAUUUCUACGAACAACGGAGCCCAAAGAAUUGAGCAAUGGUGACAAGGAGAGCCUUUUACGAUUUAUGGGAUUACCAUUGAGGCUUUUUGAAAAGGGAUCCUUUUUUCAGCCUUAUCUUCCAUUGCAGCAGAUUGAUAUCCUCUCAUCUGAAAAGACACAUGCAUACGUGGUUGGCACGACAAAUCAGAUAUUCUUCCACCAGAAAAGCGACGCCCAUAUCGAUGUUCUUGUCAAUGUCGAAUCAGGCACUAUAGAAUUUUACAAUCACAAGCUCGAGAACCUUGUAAACCCUACAUUGGCAGAUCGCAGGUGGAUGGAAAAGAUCGUUCGCGUUGUAAACGAUACAUGGGACGAUAAAGAUCCAAGCAGGCCGGUACAAAACACGUAUCUUGGAUCGGACGAUUAUCUAAGGGCGCGAUUUGAAGAGUAUAUUCUAUCGCUCUUAUCCAGCAUGAAGCACGCUCAGGACGCCAAUUUAAUACCGAAUAUGGAAAAUGGGGAAGACGCAUCUCACGAAGAAGUGAUGCCUGAUGAUGACAGCCAACGCAACUACUUGGUUGAUUAUAGCACGCGAUGGCUGAUGGCAUGGCGCGAGACCAACAACUUUGCUUUAUGGAACAAAUAUACUGAUCAUGAGAUAUACGAGAUUGUGGAACCAGGGCAUCCUGGCAUGGGCAACAUUUCAAUCGUCGAUAUUCAAAACACCUUAUCAAAUCGUUUCCGAGAAUUGCAAUUGAAACAAAACUUGGCACCUUUACGACAAACGUUAUCCCGUGCGAUGUCAGGUGGUGCAAAAGCGUUUUCAUCUGGAAGGUCAAAGCUGUUCAAGGGCAUGGAUAACUUUUGGAAUGAAUUUGAGCGAGGUAUCCAAGAUGGUGACUCUCCCAGGCGUUCUUCAGCUGACACAGCCGAGUUUACUACCAAUGACGGCCAAAGUCAACGAUCCAUGGCUGAAAGUCGAAGGUGGUCAUCCUUUAUGGAAAGCCCAUCACAGCAACAACAACAACAACAACAACAACACGCUGAAACCGCAGGACAACAAGCGGGUCGUUUAUUUUCCAACUUUUCAUCGUUCUUGAACCGAAAGCAACGUGAGAUAUCUCAAGCUAUGGAAGCUUCCAAUUCUCAGUCUGAUAACAAUACCACGCAUAGCCGACCAACAACAACGGGUGGACCAGCUUCUUCAGGGCAUACGAGUGAUGACGAUAGCUCGGCUUUUGUUGAUGUAGGCGCCAUGUUUCCCUCAUCUCGUGCUGUGGUCAAGGCUGGCAAUGAAUCAGAUAACAAAAGGCAUCAAGGAACGGCAUGA